Molecule: messenger RNA, 2832 nt
Organism: Ornithodoros turicata
Lineage: Eukaryota; Metazoa; Arthropoda; Arachnida; Ixodida; Argasidae
Product: lysosomal alpha-mannosidase-like
Exons: 16
Coding region: 26-2758 (910 amino acids)
Biological process (GO): mannose metabolic process
Cellular component (GO): lysosome
Molecular function (GO): alpha-mannosidase activity; carbohydrate binding
Source: RefSeq, a predicted model, not a curated record
CUGCUCUGAGACGCUGCGUGGCAGAAUGCGUCGCGCUGUUCUUUUGACUGUGUCAUUGGCCCUCCUUACAUCGGCAGCCAAUCUCAAAUGUGGCUACUGGACAUGUCCCGAGGGUAAAGCUGGCGUACUGAACAUUCACUUGGUGCCAUACUGGCGGCUGGACAACGAAGGUGUCGAGGCUAAGAACAGCUUCAGCUCCGUCCUGCAGGAACUGUCUCCAGAUUCACCUCGACGCUUCUCCUUUGACCACGUCUCUCUCCUGUCCCGUUGGUGGGAGGACCAGAAUGUGAGCUCCCGCUCCCGGCUUCGGCUCCUGGUAGACUCAGGCCGUGUGGAACCAGUGGGCGGUGGAUGGACGCAAACCGACGAAGCCGCCGUCCACUACACCUCUUUCGUAGAUCAGCUCACGCUGGGGCUCCAAUGGCUGGAAGACCACCUGGGCGAUUGCGCCAGGCCACGCGUCGCUUGGCAACUGGAUCCUUGGGGUCACUCAGUGGAAAUGGCUUCGCUCUUCGCGCAGACUGGCCUCAAUGGGAUAUUCCUGGGACGCAUGUCCCCGCCAGGAUACAAGUUCCUCUGGAAGGCGGACUCUACUCUCGGAGACUCCGGGGAGAUCUUCGGUGUGUCCACGGAACGCGGUUGGCCAGAGGGCUUCUGCUUCGACCCCGGCUGUACUAAGGACAAACUCACCGUGGCCAACGGAAUGAAGAAAGCGGAGACGUUUAUUCGAAACGUCACGUCCAAGCCUCGCAAGACGAACCAUAUCCUCGUGCCCCUGGGUGGAGACUUUCAAGUGGCUGCUUACAGCUACGAAAACAUCGACAACCUAAUUCGUUACGUGAACGCAAAGCACCGGAGUUUGCCCAAGGUCCGUGCCUUCUACUCCACGCCCUCGUGUUACUUGCGAGCGUUGCUGGAGACGAAUUCGGAGUGGCCCGAGAUGGACGGCCACGAUCUGUUCCCUCAUUCCCAGGGCCCCGCAUACUCCACGGGUAUGUACAGCAGCCGCCCAGCGCUGAAAGGCAUCAUUCGCCGGGCCGGAGCGCAGCUUGAAGUCUGUAAGCAGCUCUCCGUACUGGGCUUCGUGCACAGCAAGGACGUCACGGCAUUAAGAGGAACCGUGGCCCUUGGUCAAAGCCACAAUAUAAUCACGGGCACCGGACGUGGCGAACUCCUUUCCGACUACGAAGCGCGGUUACAAGCCGGAGUGGCACAGUGCACCUUGGUGAUGGACGAAGCGCUGCGCGUCCUCCUGUGGGAAGGCAACUCUGUGAGCCAAAUGCAACUCAACCAUUGCAACGGCACGGAUCGUGGCUGCUUGGACGUCGAUGAAAGCUGGCUAAUCAUCUAUAAUCCCCUGUCUUUCUCCUAUGCCUUGUACAUCCGCUUGCCGGCAAAAUCUGGCUUUACGUACCUAGCUGACGGGAAGCCGAUUCCCAACGUACCCGGCACCAACGAGGCAGUUGCCCGUGUGGAACUGGAAGCCCUGGGACCCGUAGCCGUGCAUCUCUCACGCUCUGAAGCGUCCACCAUCACCACAGUCCCGCCCCUUCCAACAAAGAGCCACAAGGCCAAGAGCAAGCUAAUGGUCAUACGAAACAAGCGCUAUCGCGUUCUUGUGGACACCACGACGGGUCUUCUCAGCGGCGUCAUGCUUCGAGGCGGCCAGCAGGUGGUGCUCAGACAAACUUUCAUGGCGUACCAUGCCUACCAGGGCACCAGUCGACCUGCCGCCGACGCGCGAAUCUUCAGUCCGGUUAACGAAGAGCCCUUCCACUUGGGUCAUAACGUUACCUACCGUAUCAUCAAGGGAUCUCUUGUGCAGGAACUGCACCAGGAGUUUGGGCCUUGGCUGCGUCAAGUGGUACGCCUCUACGAUAGCGAGGACGUUAUCGAGCUCGAGUGGGAAAUGGGCGCCGUUCCGGUGGAUGACCGCAAGGGUAAAGAGAUCGUCACGCGAUUUGAAUCUACAGUCCGCUCCGGAGAUCGCUUUUCUACGGACAUCAACGGGAGACGAAGCAUCGAGAGACGGCGGAAGCACCAGGACGGCAGUCCCGUAGCCGCCAACUUUUAUCCAGUUACAUCGUGGGUAUUUCUCACGGACGAUGCAAAAGACCUACAGCUGACUGUGUUCCCAGACCGCUCCCAAGCCGCUUCCAGUCCUGGACCAGGUAGAAUAGAACUCCUCGUCCAGCGAAGGCUUCUCGGCGACCCAGAGGAGAAGGUCACGGGCAAACACUGGAUCCACUUGGGUUCCGUCGAAGAAGGUCAACGAUUCUUACGCACCUUCGGCAGCCGCGUCGCGUACCCACCGGUCUUGGCUAUGGUGGACGCGAGGCACACUUACUUCACCAACCUCACGCGCACCCGGUGGAGCGGCCUGAGGCAACCGUUACCGGAGCACCUGCACCUCCUCAGCCUGGAGCGCAUAUCAGGGGAGAGACUGCUGGUUCGUUUCGAGUACGCUCCACCGGGAAAAGGACAAUCACCCGUACAUUUUCCGGUGUCGCGGCUGCUGAAGAACCAGGUGCUGUACCAGAUCUUGGAGACAUCUUUGGGGUCCACACAAGACAAGGACGAGAUCUUGCAUUUUCUGUGGCGGCGUCGUUCUCCAGUGAGCGAGGCUCAACGCAUGCGCGUCUGGCUCAAGCGAGGGACCCGAAGCCGCUUUGAGGACACCGUUUCCUUCAGGCCAGGACAGAUCCGGACAUUCGUGGCACGAGCCGAUCGCCUCAGGUCCCGCCUUCUUCCUCCCUGACUGGGACAGGGACAAGGCUGGGGAAGGUUAAAUAAACUAUGACUGUGCACAAUCAAUGACUGAUGCAUACCUGA